This is a messenger RNA of Capra hircus (goat), 6396 nucleotides long. It is a transcript of the gene SF3B1, whose product is annotated as splicing factor 3b subunit 1. Gene Ontology annotation, biological process: spliceosomal complex assembly. The record is from RefSeq and is a predicted model, not a curated record. The transcript has 26 exons. Gene Ontology annotation, molecular function: mRNA binding. Gene Ontology annotation, cellular component: U2-type prespliceosome; U2 snRNP; catalytic step 2 spliceosome. Bases 252 to 4166 code for a protein of 1304 amino acids. NCBI's taxonomy places the organism in Eukaryota, Metazoa, Chordata, Mammalia, Artiodactyla, Bovidae.
UCUAGAGGCUGCUUCCGGUCGCGAGGCCAGCCACGUGAGCCCAGCGCAGGGGCGGGAGGAAGCCCGAGGUUCUGAGUAUCGAUUAUGUAACUGUACGAAUCGGUGGCUGCUCUGUCACGUGUCACCGACCGAGCGCGCUCCCGCUUGGCGCUUGCGCGGAGAGCUGCUCCCAGCUAUUUUUCUCCGUGGCAGCGGCGACGAGCGGAAGUUCUUGGGAGCGCCAGUUCCGUCUGUGUGUUCGAGUGGACAAAAUGGCGAAGAUCGCCAAGACUCACGAAGAUAUUGAAGCACAGAUUCGAGAAAUUCAAGGCAAGAAGGCAGCUCUUGAUGAAGCUCAAGGAGUGGGCCUUGAUUCUACGGGUUAUUAUGACCAGGAAAUUUACGGUGGAAGUGACAGCAGGUUUGCUGGAUACGUGACAUCAAUUGCUGCAACUGAACUUGAAGAUGAUGACGAUGACUACUCAUCAUCUACAAGUUUGCUUGGUCAGAAGAAGCCAGGAUAUCAUGCCCCUGUGGCAUUGCUUAACGAUAUACCACAGUCAACAGAACAGUAUGAUCCAUUUGCUGAGCAUCGACCUCCGAAGAUUGCAGAUCGGGAAGAUGAAUACAAAAAGCACAGGCGGACCAUGAUAAUUUCCCCUGAGCGUCUUGAUCCUUUUGCAGAUGGAGGGAAGACCCCUGAUCCUAAAAUGAAUGCUAGGACUUACAUGGAUGUAAUGCGAGAACAGCAUUUAACUAAAGAAGAGAGAGAAAUUAGGCAACAGCUAGCAGAAAAAGCUAAGGCUGGAGAACUAAAAGUCGUCAAUGGAGCAGCAGCAUCCCAGCCUCCCUCAAAACGGAAACGACGUUGGGAUCAAACAGCUGAUCAGACUCCUGGUGCCACUCCAAAAAAGCUAUCAAGUUGGGAUCAAGCAGAGACCCCUGGACAUACCCCUUCCUUAAGAUGGGAUGAAACACCAGGUCGUGCAAAGGGAAGUGAAACUCCUGGAGCAACCCCAGGCUCAAAAAUAUGGGAUCCUACCCCUAGUCACACACCUGCGGGAGCUGCUACUCCUGGACGAGGCGAUACACCAGGCCACGCAACACCAGGCCAUGGAGGCGCAACUUCCAGUGCUCGGAAAAACAGAUGGGAUGAGACCCCCAAAACAGAAAGAGAUACUCCUGGGCAUGGAAGUGGAUGGGCUGAGACUCCUCGAACAGAUCGAGGUGGAGAUUCCAUUGGUGAAACGCCAACUCCCGGAGCCAGUAAAAGAAAGUCACGUUGGGAUGAAACACCAGCUAGUCAGAUGGGUGGAAGCACUCCUGUUCUGACCCCUGGAAAGACACCAAUUGGCACACCAGCCAUGAACAUGGCCACCCCUACUCCAGGUCACAUAAUGAGUAUGACUCCUGAGCAGCUUCAGGCUUGGCGAUGGGAGCGAGAAAUUGAUGAGAGAAAUCGCCCAUUGUCUGAUGAAGAAUUAGAUGCUAUGUUCCCAGAAGGAUAUAAGGUACUUCCCCCUCCAGCUGGAUAUGUUCCUAUUCGAACUCCAGCUCGAAAGCUGACAGCAACUCCAACACCUUUGGGUGGUAUGACAGGUUUCCACAUGCAAACAGAAGAUAGAACUAUGAAAAACGUUAAUGACCAACCAUCUGGAAAUCUUCCGUUUUUAAAACCUGAUGAUAUUCAGUACUUUGAUAAACUUUUGGUUGAUGUCGAUGAAUCAACUCUUAGUCCAGAAGAGCAAAAAGAGAGAAAAAUAAUGAAGUUGCUUUUAAAAAUUAAGAAUGGAACACCUCCUAUGAGAAAGGCUGCAUUGCGUCAGAUUACUGAUAAAGCUCGUGAAUUUGGAGCUGGUCCUUUGUUUAAUCAGAUUCUUCCUCUGCUGAUGUCACCUACACUUGAGGAUCAAGAGCGUCAUUUACUUGUGAAGGUUAUUGAUAGAAUAUUAUACAAACUUGAUGACUUAGUUCGACCAUAUGUACACAAGAUCCUAGUGGUCAUUGAACCAUUGUUGAUUGAUGAAGAUUACUACGCUCGAGUGGAAGGCAGAGAGAUUAUUUCUAAUUUGGCAAAGGCUGCUGGACUGGCUACUAUGAUCUCUACCAUGAGACCUGAUAUAGAUAACAUGGAUGAGUAUGUCCGUAACACAACAGCUAGAGCUUUUGCUGUUGUAGCCUCUGCUCUGGGCAUUCCUUCGUUAUUGCCUUUCUUAAAAGCUGUGUGCAAAAGCAAGAAGUCCUGGCAAGCGAGACACACUGGUAUAAAGAUUGUACAGCAGAUAGCUAUUCUCAUGGGCUGUGCCAUCUUGCCACAUCUCAGAAGUUUAGUUGAAAUCAUUGAACAUGGUCUUGUGGAUGAGCAGCAAAAAGUUCGGACCAUUAGUGCUUUGGCCAUUGCUGCCCUGGCUGAAGCAGCAACCCCUUACGGUAUCGAAUCUUUCGAUUCUGUAUUAAAGCCUCUAUGGAAGGGUAUCCGCCAACACAGAGGAAAGGGUCUUGCCGCUUUCUUAAAGGCUAUUGGGUAUCUUAUUCCUCUCAUGGAUGCAGAAUAUGCCAACUACUAUACUAGAGAAGUGAUGUUAAUUCUUAUUCGAGAAUUCCAGUCUCCUGAUGAAGAAAUGAAGAAAAUUGUGCUAAAGGUGGUAAAGCAGUGUUGUGGAACAGAUGGUGUAGAAGCGAACUACAUUAAAACCGAGAUCCUUCCUCCCUUUUUUAAACACUUUUGGCAACAUAGAAUGGCUUUGGAUAGAAGAAAUUACCGACAGUUAGUUGAUACUACUGUGGAGUUGGCAAACAAAGUAGGUGCAGCAGAAAUUAUAUCCAGGAUUGUGGAUGAUCUAAAAGAUGAAGCUGAACAGUACAGAAAAAUGGUUAUGGAGACAAUUGAAAAAAUCAUGGGCAACUUGGGAGCAGCAGAUAUUGAUCAUAAACUUGAAGAACAACUGAUUGAUGGUAUUCUUUAUGCUUUCCAAGAACAGACUACAGAGGACUCAGUAAUGUUGAACGGCUUUGGUACAGUGGUCAAUGCUCUUGGCAAACGAGUCAAACCUUACUUGCCUCAGAUCUGUGGUACAGUUUUGUGGCGUUUAAAUAACAAAUCAGCAAAAGUUAGGCAGCAGGCAGCUGACUUGAUCUCUCGAACAGCUGUUGUCAUGAAGACUUGUCAAGAGGAAAAAUUGAUGGGGCAUUUGGGUGUUGUUUUGUAUGAGUAUUUGGGUGAAGAGUACCCUGAAGUUUUGGGCAGCAUUCUUGGAGCACUGAAGGCCAUUGUAAAUGUAAUAGGUAUGCAUAAGAUGACCCCACCAAUUAAAGAUCUGCUGCCUAGACUCACCCCCAUCUUAAAGAAUAGGCAUGAAAAAGUACAGGAGAAUUGUAUUGAUCUUGUUGGGCGUAUUGCUGAUAGGGGAGCUGAAUAUGUGUCUGCAAGAGAAUGGAUGAGGAUUUGCUUUGAGCUUUUAGAGCUCUUAAAAGCACACAAAAAAGCUAUUCGUAGAGCCACAGUCAACACAUUUGGUUAUAUUGCAAAGGCCAUUGGCCCUCAUGAUGUAUUGGCUACACUUCUCAACAACCUAAAAGUUCAGGAAAGGCAGAACAGAGUUUGUACAACUGUGGCCAUAGCUAUUGUCGCUGAAACAUGUUCACCCUUCACAGUACUACCUGCCUUAAUGAAUGAAUACAGAGUUCCUGAACUGAAUGUUCAAAAUGGAGUGUUAAAGUCACUUUCCUUCUUGUUUGAAUAUAUUGGUGAAAUGGGAAAGGACUACAUUUAUGCUGUAACACCACUACUUGAGGAUGCUUUAAUGGAUAGGGACCUUGUACACAGACAGACUGCUAGUGCAGUGGUGCAACACAUGUCACUUGGGGUUUAUGGAUUUGGUUGCGAAGAUUCGCUGAAUCACUUGUUGAACUAUGUAUGGCCCAAUGUGUUCGAGACAUCUCCCCAUGUAAUUCAGGCAGUUAUGGGGGCCCUGGAGGGUCUGAGAGUUGCUAUUGGACCAUGUAGAAUGCUACAGUAUUGUUUACAGGGUUUGUUUCACCCAGCCCGGAAAGUCAGAGAUGUGUAUUGGAAAAUUUACAACUCCAUCUACAUCGGUUCACAGGAUGCUCUCAUAGCACAUUACCCAAGAAUCUACAAUGAUGAUAAGAACACCUAUAUUCGUUAUGAACUUGACUAUAUCUUGUAACUUUAUUGUUUAUUUUGUGUUUAAUGCACAGCUGUUUCACACCUUAAACUUGCUUUGAUUUGGUGAUGUAAACUUUUAAACAUUGCAGAUCAGCGUAGACCUGGUCUUAGAGGAAGAGCUAGAAAUCCAGUAGCAUGAUUUUUAAAUAACCUUUGUUUUUGAUGUUAAGCAGUAAACGCCAGUAGUGACCAAGAACACAGUGAUUACACACACUAUACUGGAGGGCUUUCAUUUUUAAUUCAUGUUUAUGAAGAUUUAGAAUUCAUUCCUUGUGUUUAAAGGGAAUGUUUAAUUGAGAAAUAAACGUUUGUGUACAAAAUGCUAACUCGUGUGUGUUUUUUGAACAUGACUUGUAAAAUGCGGAACUUUGAUAAAGUACUGGUUUCUGUAGAAUAAGUGGCUUAAUAUCGUUUUCUGUCACCUGGUUUAUAGAGAGUAGUUAGUAGAAUACAAGCUAUAUAAAGUGAUGGUAUCUUUGUCAAAAUUCCAUUGCUCUGUUGAUAAAGACAUUAGGAAGAGUAGCUUUGAGGGUGUUAACCUCAAACUAGCACAACCCUUCUAUCACCUUAGAAAAUAUAGCACCUUUGCUGAACUGUCUUUAAUAUUAUUUUGCACUUGCAUAGCGCCUUUCAUCUCUUGAUUUCUCAAAAUGCUUAUGAAUUUGCUUAAGGGAAGUAAUUAAAGUCAUAUCCAACUCGUGACAAUUCUGUUUAGAAUGUGGGAAAAGUAGCUUAAACUUCUACUUCUAGUAGGGAGUAAGGCUACCUCUUAAGUCAUGCUAGUUAGAAUAAGACAAUCUUUUGAGUUCUUUGCCCAUGUCAUGUCGUAAGCCACUACUCAACAGUAUAUACCUGUUAAGCACCUACUGUAUGUCAGCCAUUGUGGUUAGUUGUAGGGAUGCAGAGGUACUUCUGACCUGCCUCUUGCCCUUAGGAAAUACAGUAUAAUGGAAAAGGGGAAACAUCUAGUUACAGAUUACUUAUGUACUAAUACUACACAAUGGCAGCAGCUGAAAUGUCUAGGUUUGCUUAGUUUUGCUUAAGCAUCAGGUAACAUCAAUCAAUUUAUCAGAUAAUGAUCAAUAGGUGUUGAGCAUAAGCUGAAAUGCCAUUCAAAUUUAGAAGAACCCAGCAUUAAUACAGUACUUUUUUUUAAUAAUAAAGUAUAUCUUUGUUUUUCCCUAGUUGGCCAAAACUUUUUUAGUUUUAGGUGUUAAUCUUCCCAUAGCUAUUUUAGUUUAUCUCCUUAUGUUAUAGUACUUAACAUGAACUCUGAUGAGAAAUGAGCUGCCGCAGCAGCCUAAACAUACAGUGACUCUGCCGCAGUAAGGAAAACCAGUAUCCUGAGAUUAGGUUAAUUUAUUGAACUGUUAAUACUCCCUGUUUUGGAGGCUUACUUGAGAAAUAGCUUAUAAUUGGCUGACUUGUACAAAAUUGAUACUGAGCAUUAGCUGAUCAGGCAGAAUUAGUGACUAGUUUUUUAUGGGACAUAACUUCAUGGCAAUAUGUCAGUGGUACAAAAUUUCCAAAAUCAUCUAUUUUUAGAAGUUACUGUAACAGUAUCCCCUGUGCAACUUUAAAUCUUGCUGUUCUCUUUUAUGCUUGAUGUCAGAUCACCUUCAGUAAUUACCAGUUGUGAAAAUUGAAGAAUACAAUGAAAUUUCAAAGCCAAGAUUUGCUUUUAAACCAGUCUUUGGAAAAUUUAGUUACAUCCUCAGUUUUUUGCAUAAGUUCAAUUUGCUUUGGCCUUUGAUGUUUAUGUGAAACAUCUGUGCUUUGUAGUGGCAGUGUGGAGCAAAGACGAUUGGAAGUGGUUUUUUACUGAUUCGAAAACUUGAGGACAGAGGUGAGACAAAUACUGAGGCCUGUGUUCGUAAAAGUUGGGACCAAAUGAGGCUCACAAAUGUUUGAAUUAUUUUAUAUGCUUCUGGAAUAAGGAAAGCAUUUUGUGAGAUACUUACGUGAAAGACGCUAUGUGAUGUUUUAACAAAGACUUUUUCUUUCGCACUUUCCUUUGGUGUUUCUUAAAGCCAAACUUAAAAGGAAGAAAUUAAUGUUCUGAGGGGACAGUGGGUGGGUUUUUCUGUGGGCUUUUGUUGGUUUUCCUGUGGGCCCUCUAAUGGAAUUGAUCUCUCUGGCUGUUCAAUUUUUUUCUUAUUGUAUUUUUAAAGAUUGUUGUAUGGUGCCCUGUGAGCAUCAAGUACCACCAGAUGAAUAAAACUUAUUAUAUC